UGUUGGCGUAGCAAACCGCUAGCUUUGGCUCUGCUUGCGCCACUGACUGAAGCUGUCGUAGCAACCAUUUGAGUUAGCUUCCCGCCUGUAUUAGUGGCAGAUUUCAGCAACUGCGGCCAUUGCGUGGUUCAGUUAUCUCUUCGGACGCUUUCAAAAUGAUCUCACUCACGGACUCCCAGAAAAUUGGGAUGGGACUGACGGGAUUUGGUGUGUUUUUCCUCUUCUUUGGGAUGAUGCUGUUUUUUGACAAAGCUCUGCUGGCCAUAGGAAACAUUCUCUUCGUGUCGGGCCUCUCUUUCGUCAUCGGCCUGGAGCGCACCUUCAGGUUCUUCUUCCAGAGGCACAAAGCGAAAGCCACCAGCUUCUUCUUGGGAGGGAUUUUCGUGGUUCUGACCGGCUGGCCGAUCAUUGGAGUCGUCCUGGAAAUCUACGGUUUUUUCCUCUUAUUCAGGGGAUUCUUCCCAGUGGCGGUGGGGUUCAUCAGGCGGGUGCCUGUGCUCGGAUCUUUGCUCAGUUUACCAGGAAUUAGGACCUUGGUGGACAAAAUCGGCGAGAGCAACAAUAUGGUAUAAGGAGACCCUGCUAACACAAAGGGGGACAGUCCCACUAUUUAUCAUGGAUUCUCAUCGUGAUUGUACGUUCCAGUCCUUGCCAUUCCAGAGAAUUUCAUUCGCACAUUUUUUUCUGCAGAAAACACGCAAGUUUGUCUGUAAUCAUUCCUCUGACUGCAUCCAUUCCCCUCGUUCAGACACAAAGGACUAUCUGACUGAGACCGGACUACAAUACAAAUGUAUUCCUCUUUUCUACAACAAAAAAAAAAACCUCUUUGUACCAUCCCUCUUGCAAUAUUUAUAGAACGAAUACUUGAUAACACUGGACUAUCUCAGAGGAAAGUCAGUGCCUGGGAGCAAUCCUGUGUGACGUGUAAGUGGUCGAUUAAUGUUGAAUUUUGAAUCAACAAAGGUGGUUGUAAUUUUUACAGAGAUGUGAAGUGCUGUAAAAAAAAAACAUUUUGAGAUGUUUGUACUGUAAUUUUUACAGUGGGUUUUUUUCUAAGUGUACUCUUGCAAUAAAUUGUCCUUUUUUUGUAAA
Molecule: messenger RNA, 1092 nt
Organism: Fundulus heteroclitus (mummichog)
Lineage: Eukaryota; Metazoa; Chordata; Actinopteri; Cyprinodontiformes; Fundulidae
Gene: golt1bb
Product: golgi transport 1Bb
Exons: 5
Coding region: 156-572 (138 amino acids)
Biological process (GO): endoplasmic reticulum to Golgi vesicle-mediated transport; retrograde transport, endosome to Golgi
Cellular component (GO): membrane; endoplasmic reticulum
Source: RefSeq, a predicted model, not a curated record